CGAAGACAACAGUGCUACGUACAAGUUCUUCAAAAUUUUCUGUUGUCCACUUCUCCUUAAGGUUAAAACGACAUUUAAUUUCAACUAAAUGAUGAAAGUUGCUGCACCAGUUACGUUAUGUUGGGUCAUGGCUUUGUGCGUGUAUUUGGCUGAAUGUAAUGAGGAAAUUCAAGAUGAAACUAGAAUGCGAGAGCCUAGAGCUAUUUCUAAGAAGGUUAAUUCAUGCACAUCCUGUUGUGCUGCACCUGGAAUUCCUGGUGCACCCGGAACUCCUGGUGUCCAUGGGGUCCCAGGCACAAGAGGCUCUGACGGAAGAGAUGGGAGGCCAGGAAUCAGAGGACCAUCUGGGCCGAAGGGUGACAAAGGAAUCCAAGGUAGUCUAGGAAGGACUGGUGCAAAAGGGUAAAAAAGGUGAGGCUGGUAAAGUAGGUGCUCCAGGAAAUAAUUUUGAAUCCAACUGGAAGCAAUGCACAUGGAAAGAAAAUAAUGAUCUUGAUA
This is a messenger RNA of Xenia sp. Carnegie-2017, 498 nucleotides long. Its product is annotated as complement C1q subcomponent subunit B-like. NCBI's taxonomy places the organism in Eukaryota, Metazoa, Cnidaria, Anthozoa, Malacalcyonacea, Xeniidae. The transcript has 2 exons. The record is from RefSeq and is a predicted model, not a curated record. Bases 89 to 406 code for a protein of 105 amino acids.